CCUCUUCAAGUAACCGAAGAAAAUCCCCUUCCAAGGUCCAUGAAUGAGACAAACCAUUCUCAGGUGACAGAAUUUGUGCUGCUGGGCCUCACUGGUUCCAAGGAGCUGCAGCCUUUCUUGUUCGUCACUUUCCUACUGCUCUACCUGGCAAUCCUGCUGGGCAACCUCCUCAUCAUCCUCACUGUAACCUCUGACUCCCGCCUUCACACCCCAAUGUACUUCCUGCUCGCCAACCUCUCUUUCAUAGAUAUAUGCGUUGCUUCUUUUGCUACCCCCAAAAUGAUUUCAGACUUGCUGCUUGAACGCAAGACUAUUUCUUUUGACGCCUGCCUGGCUCAAAUCUUCUUUGUUCACCUCUUCACCGGCAGUGAAAUGGUCAUCCUUGUGUCCAUGGCCUAUGACCGCUAUGUGGCUAUAUGCAAACCGCUCCACUACAUGACGGUCAUGAGCCGCCGGGUUUGCAUUUGUCUCGUCCUCGUCUCCUGGGCCGUGGGCUUCGUCCACACGACUAGCCAGCUGGCAUUCACUGUAAACCUGCCUUUCUGUGGUCCCAAUCAGGUAGACAGUUUUUUCUGUGACCUCCCCUUAGUGACCAAGCUAGCCUGCGUGGACACCUACGUGGUCAGCUUGCUCAUUGUGGCCGACAGCGGCUUUCUCUCCACGAGCUCCUUCCUCCUCCUGCUCGUCUCCUACACGGUGAUACUUACCACGAUCAGGAAUCGCUCCUCGGCCAGCAUGGCGAAAGCCCGCUCCACGCUCACGGCCCACAUCACCGUCGUCCUACUAUUUUUUGGGCCGUGCAUUUUCAUCUACGUGUGGCCGUUCAGUAGUUACUCAAUUGACAAAAUCCUCGCUGUGUUUUACACCAUCUUUACUCCCAUCUUAAACCCAGUCAUCUACUCCCUAAGGAAUACAGAAAUGAAGGCAGCUUUGUCAAAACUGAAGAGCCGGUAUCUGAGGCCUGGCCAGGUGUCUGCACUCACAGGAUGUGCCCUCUCCCUGCAAACAGAGUAG
Molecule: messenger RNA, 1014 nt
Organism: Lepus europaeus (European hare)
Lineage: Eukaryota; Metazoa; Chordata; Mammalia; Lagomorpha; Leporidae
Product: olfactory receptor 4K15-like
Biological process (GO): G protein-coupled receptor signaling pathway
Cellular component (GO): membrane
Molecular function (GO): olfactory receptor activity; G protein-coupled receptor activity
Source: RefSeq, a predicted model, not a curated record